This is a messenger RNA of Austrofundulus limnaeus, 434 nucleotides long. RefSeq names its product rhophilin-2. The record is from RefSeq and is a predicted model, not a curated record. Gene Ontology annotation, biological process: signal transduction; negative regulation of stress fiber assembly. Lineage: Eukaryota; Metazoa; Chordata; Actinopteri; Cyprinodontiformes; Rivulidae.
UCCAGCAGCUCCACACGCAACAAGUCUGCAAACAGAGGAUAAGGUCGCGUCAAACAGCGGAGAUUUGGCGUUGGUUCGUGUCCAGCAGAGGAGAAACACGCGUGGGGCGUUUCUCUGACACGUUUGUGUGUUUUUUGGAUUGAUAAAAAGUCGGUGGAAAGAACCGGGAGGGAUGUGAGGAGUUUUAAAGCGCCGGUGUUUGUUGGUUUUACGAUGGAGGAACCUGCUACCAGGGAGUUGGACUCUGUGUCAGACGGAGCUUCGGAUGACGACAUGCCCGUAAUGCUGCCCACAGACGGCGGCGGGAGCAUCCGCAAGGGCUGCGACCCCUUCGCUCAGACGCAGCGCAGCAAACUGCAGCACCGCCGCGCUCGCAUCAACCAGCAGAUCAACAAGGAGAUGCGCAUGAGAGCCGGAGCUGAGAACCUGUUCAG